Periconia digitata is the source of this 792-nucleotide messenger RNA. The record is from the annotation of a GenBank genome assembly. Lineage: Eukaryota; Fungi; Ascomycota; Dothideomycetes; Pleosporales; Periconiaceae.
AACAAUACGCAGACCCCAAAGACAACACGGACAAUCCGAACCACAGCAAUCAAUUCCUCCCUCUCUCUCUCAAGACUUCCAUCUCCAACCUCCCCUACCCCAACAAUGCACAAAUCAACCAUCUCCCCAGCCGCUCUCUCCCGCCCAACCUACCUCCGCGGCACCAACGCCCCCCUCCCCCUGGACCCCAAGAAAACAGCCCACCUAAUCAUCGACCUGCAAACCGGCUUCAUGCAGCCCUCAGCAAUGCUAGAAAUCCCCACUGCACGCGCCAUCGUGCCCAACGUCAACCUCAUCACGCAAACGCUGCGUGCAGCGGGCGGGUCAAACAUCUACCUUCAAUACACGUACGACGAGCACGAGGCCAACACGUGGUCGUCGCACUACGGACGCAUGACGCCCGCUGCACGCGAACGGAUCCGCGCUGCGUUCACGCGGGGCGGCGAGCAGCAUGCGUUGUUUCCGCUGCUCGAUGUCGAUGCUGUGGAUCGCGUGCUGGAGAAGACGCGGUGGAGUGCGUUUACGCCGGGGACGUGUUCUUUGGAUCGCGUUUUGAAGGAGUCGGGGGUGGAUACUUUGAUUGUUACUGGCACGACGACGAAUAUUUGUGUUGAGAGUACUGUGAGGGAGGCCAUGCAGUUGGGGUAUCAUGUGGUUGUUGUGGUGGAUGGGUGUGCGGCUCGGACGGAUGAGCUGCAUAAUGCGAGUUUGGAGAAUAUGUGCUUGUUUGGGGAUGUGGUGGAUUGUGCGGAGGUUGUGAAGAGGAUUAGGGAGGGGGUAGUUGAGGGGUGA